AUGGUGUUUACCGUUAUCAUCACAGCCAGUAAAGCGGCGCACCUGUCAGCGGAACAGUUCAAGGAACACUAUGAAACAAAACAUGCUCCACUCGUCAAUUCACUAUGCGACGCACGCUAUAAGCCGCUUGUCUAUCGACGACACUAUACCGCUCGCCCGGAUGGGCCCUCUAUGCACCCUGACUUUGAUGCUAUGACGGUGCUUAUUUUUGCGGAUGAGCCAACGUACAGAUCUUGGCAGGCUUCGCUAGCAGCUGGAGACAACAAGACUAAGAUCCAGAGUGAUUGUCUUCAAUUUCUCAAUAUGGCAACCUACAAGACGUGCCCGGUUGAGGUUAGAGAAUGA
Molecule: messenger RNA, 345 nt
Organism: Cladophialophora immunda
Lineage: Eukaryota; Fungi; Ascomycota; Eurotiomycetes; Chaetothyriales; Herpotrichiellaceae
Exons: 1
Coding region: 1-345 (114 amino acids)
Molecular function (GO): oxidoreductase activity
Source: RefSeq, a predicted model, not a curated record